GAGCAAACAUGCAGGUGGGACCAGGACAAACGCCAGUCUUUGUUAUGAACUCUGCCCCCGAGCGGCAAUCGGGGAGAAAAGCACAGAUCUCAAAUAUCACAGCUGGCAAAACGAUCGCGGAUGUCAUUCGGACAUGUUUGGGUCCCAAGGCUAUGCUCAAGAUGAUCCUCGACCCCAUGGGCGGCAUCCUGCUCACCAAUGACGGGAACGCAAUACUUCGAGAGAUUGACGUCGCACAUCCGGCUGCCAAGAACAUGAUCGAGCUUAGCAGAACACAGGACGAGGAGUGCGGCGACGGUACGACGAGUGUCAUCAUCCUCGCCGGCGAGAUCCUCGCGCAAUCCCUUUCCCAACUCGAACGCGAUAUCCACCCCGUCGUGAUCAUCUCCGCAUACAACAAGGCACUCAAAGAAGCCCUAUCCAUCAUCGACCGCAUCUCCGUCCCCAUCGACACUUCCGACGACACCCAGAUGCUCGCUCUCAUCAAAACCUCCAUCGGCACCAAAUUCGUUGUCCGCUGGUCCGACCUCAUGUGCCGCCUCGCCCUCCAGGCUGUACGCACCGUCUCUGUAGACGACGGCGCGGGCCGAAGCUCCGUCGACAUCAAGCGCUACGCACGCGUUGAAAAGGUGCCCGGAGGCGAGAUCGAGGAAUCGCGCGUGCUCGACGGGGUGAUGCUCAACAAGGACAUCACGCACCCCAAGAUGCGGAGGCGAAUCCUGAACCCGCGGAUCAUCCUGCUCGACUGCCCGCUGGAGUACAAGAAGGGAGAGUCCCAGACAAACAUGGAGUUUUCAAAGGAGACGGACUGGGAGCGCGCGCAGGAGAUGGAAGAGGAGCAGAUCGUCGCGCAGUGUAAACGCCUGUUGGAGUUUAAGCCGGAUUUGAUCAUUACCGAGAAGGGUGUCUCUGACCUUGCUCAGCAUGUCUUCGAGCGUGCCAACGUCUCUGCCAUCCGCCGCGUGCGCAAGUCGGACAACAACCGUAUCGCACUCGCUGUCGGUGCGACGAUCGUCAACCGCAUCGAGGAUCUGCGCGAUAGCGACGUUGGAACCCUGUGUGGUCUUUUCAACAUCGAGAAGAUCGGCGACGAAUACUUCACCUUCCUCACAGGCUGCAAAAGCCCGAAAGCCUGCACGAUCCUCCUCCGCGGACCCUCCAAAGACAUCCUGAACGAGAUCGACCGUAACCUGGCGGACGCCAUGUCCGUCGCACGCAACGCCGUCUUCAACCCGCGCCUCGCGCCCGGCGGCGGCGCGACCGAGAUGGCGCUCUCCGUGCUCCUGCACCAGCACGCGACCAAGUCCGUGGCGGGCAUCGAGCAGUGGCCGUUCCGCGCCGUCGCGGACGCGCUCGAGGUCGUGCCGCGCACGCUCGUGCAGAACGCGGGCGGCAACGCGAUCCGCGUGCUCACGGAGCUGCGCGCGAAGCACGCGGCCGGGGAGCACUCGUGGGGCGUGAACGGGGACACGGGCAAGAUCGUGGAUAUGAAGGAGUACGGGCUGUAUGAGUCUGCGUCUGUCAAGAUUCAGAUUCUCAAGACGGCGAUCGAGGCCGCGCGGAUGCUGCUCCGCGUCGACGAUGUUGUGCAAGCGACGCGCAAGGAUAAGGAACAACAACAGGGGCCGCCGCCUGAGGAGAUGGGCGAGUAGAGAUUGAGCGCAUGGCCUACGCAUGCGUUUACGAGACACUAAAAAAUAUUGCUAGAUCAGUUCGAUGAUACUGCUAGCAAUGAUAUUUUGAUCACAUCUGCUGUUCACCACGAUAUCGUUCCCAGAAAAUUGGAAAUUUUCGCC
Molecule: messenger RNA, 1796 nt
Organism: Coniophora puteana RWD-64-598 SS2
Lineage: Eukaryota; Fungi; Basidiomycota; Agaricomycetes; Boletales; Coniophoraceae
Product: T-complex protein 1
Exons: 8
Coding region: 9-1652 (547 amino acids)
Biological process (GO): protein folding
Cellular component (GO): chaperonin-containing T-complex
Molecular function (GO): ATP-dependent protein folding chaperone; ATP binding; ATP hydrolysis activity
Source: RefSeq, a predicted model, not a curated record